AUGAGUACUAGGAUAUUAUUCCUUGGAAGUAAAAUCAACCAAAUAUUAUGUGCUGUUACGAUUUGCUUGCCCGUGUUCAGUUAUGGAAACAGCUUGGGGUGGAUGUCCCCUAUGGCUCUGUUAUUGCAAUCAGAGGAUUCACCAAGAGGAGAACCACUCCCUGAUAUAGAGAUAUCCUGGAUGGCGUCUGUACCAUACUUAGCGUCGGUACCUCUAUACUAUUUGUUGGCAUUCACUAGCGAUCGAUACGGAAGGAAAAGCACACUGCUGGUCUCUGCUAUUGUAGGAUCUGGUAUCUGGAUACUCAAGCUGUGCUCCACAAGCUUCUGGGCGUUCAUCAUCGCUCGUUGCUUGAUUGGUGUGGUGAUGGCGGUAUCCUUCGUCACGUGUCCCGUGUACAUCAAGGAGAUCAGCGAGAACAAUAUCAGAGGAGUGUUGGGAUGCUUUCCCGCUGUUUUCUACACUGGUGGAAGUUUGUUUAACUACAUAAUAGGAGAUAUGCUGAGUUAUCGUACAAUACUUUUGGUGUGUGUUAGCAUAUCCCUGGUCGGAUUCCUGCUUUGUUUGUCCUUGCCAGAAUCUCCGUCAUAUCUUGUGAAGACUGGAAAAAUUGAGGAAGCUCAAAAAGUACUCCUUUGGCUGAGAAGACAAUCAACAGUAGAUGAUGGAAUUCAACAAGAGAUCGAAGUGAUCAAGGCGGAACAGAAAAAUGAUGAAAUGUCUAAUAAUGAGUCGUUAAUAAAGACAAUUUUAACCGACCGAAUCCUCUUCAAAGCAUUUCAAAUAGCCAUGAUGGCAGCUUUAGCCCGAGAGGUCUGUGGUGCUGUACCAGUCAACAAUUUUGCUGGAAAUAUUUUCCAAGAAGCUGCUUCAGGAACUAAACUGGUAUUGAAUCCAAACCAGCAAGCCAUGAUGCUGGGUUCUGUGCAAUGUUUGGGAUCAAUUCUUGCGUCGAGCCUUGUGGAGAAAUGUGGGCGAAGACCUCUCCUCUUCAUAACAUGCAUCAUAUCAGGUCUAAGCAUGUGCCUGCUGGCGUCUUGGUUCGUACUGAAAGACUUCGACAUCCACGCUCCAUCCUGGAUCCCCGUGACUACUUUGUGUGUUUGCAUCUUCUGCGAUUCAGCUGGAUUGCUACCUCUUGGCACCGUCAUUACGGGGGAAAUAUUCUCCUUUAAGUAUCGGGGCACAGUGCUAGCGACUUCCAUGGCCUUCGCAUCACUGAUAGACUUCUUCCAAGUUCUUUUCUUCAAACUGCUGGCGGGUGCCAUCGGCGUGAAGUUUCCGUUCUAUAUAUUUGGAGCUAUGUGCUUACUCACAGCGCUGUAUGUGAUUCUGAGUGUACCAGAGACUAAAACUAGACCUCUGGAUGAAAUUUAUAAUGAUUUACGGAGCAAAAAGGAGAAGAGAGAACCAGAAUUGCAGAAUGAGUACAUAUCUAGAUUCUAAAGGACUGAUGGAGUUGUGAUAUU
This is a messenger RNA of Zerene cesonia (dogface butterfly), 1469 nucleotides long. Its product is annotated as facilitated trehalose transporter Tret1-like. Gene Ontology annotation, cellular component: membrane. The record is from RefSeq and is a predicted model, not a curated record. Gene Ontology annotation, molecular function: transmembrane transporter activity. Lineage: Eukaryota; Metazoa; Arthropoda; Insecta; Lepidoptera; Pieridae. Bases 1 to 1446 code for a protein of 481 amino acids. Gene Ontology annotation, biological process: transmembrane transport. The transcript is spliced from 9 exons.